CCAUUUCUUGCGAACGCAGCAAGGCCAAAUAGCAGCAGAGAAUUGUUGAAUACACGGCGUUGCCUGGACGCGUUUGAGAGUCAUUUCCUUAUUUGAUGAGGAAAAAGGAAUCGGGUGUGAAAUUUGGUGUUUAAAAUUCGAUCAAAACAAGCAGUACAAACGAUAAUAGGUUAAUCGCGUUAAAAGCACCUCCUUCCAAGGUGCAAAGAGAAGUAAAGAAGGAGAAGAAAAGGAAACGCGUUGUUGUUGUGCAUUUGUAGCUUCGCUUUGGCAACAGUGAAGUAACUCGUUUGUGAAGUGAACCAAAUUGCUGUGAAUCUCGUGCUGCUGCGUGAUGGUGAAAAAUUGUUCAUAAAACAGUGCAGCGGGAAAUGGGAAAUUAAUAUGUUGUGUGUGUGACUCCUCCCACGGAUCCAUGCAUCCCGAUACUCCCGGCACAUGGCUACCUCCCUACCAAUGGCCCUGAACACACCGAAGCGUCUCAAGACGGCUGUGCCGCCAUGCGCCAACUAUUUAACCACUCCGCCACCAUCGGUGAGCAUCGGAUCGCCACCGAUCGGGACACCGACGAUGGCGAACGGGCAGUCGCACCAAACCAUCACCACCAGCGGCACCACUCCGCUGUACGUUGCGGGCCAAUCGCAGCAAACCUGGAACCACAACAACAACAACAACAACCACUGGCCCAGUGAUGCCACCACCACUCCGACGUCCAGCUGUGGCUCACCGGACGGGCAUUGGAACCGGAGCUACGGUAGCCAAGGCACACCGCACACCUGGAACACGUCCAGCGGUGGCAGCGGGUCGGCCGAAAAGCCGGAAAGCAAGCGCGGCCGGCCGCGCUCCGAAGCACUGACGACGCUCAUGGUCGAGGGUUCGAUUUCGCCGUCCUCGAUUAAAUGCCACUACUGCAAUCGUGUCUUCCCGAGGGAAAAAUCUUUGCAGGCACAUCUCCGCACGCAUACAGGUGAACGUCCCUAUCAAUGCGACUAUCCUGGCUGCAAGCGUGCCUUCACGCAGAGUGGUCAGUUGAAGACGCACCAACGGCUUCACACCGGCGAACGUCCGUUCAUCUGCUCCGUCGCUCACUGCCAGAUGCGAUUUACGCACGCCAAUCGCCACUGUCCGGACCAUCCGCUCGAGACGCUGAAACGGUGCGAUGAUUUUGUUAUACAGGCGCUGCCCGAACAGAACACUGAGGUACUUAAAUGGCUGGAGAAGUAUCGAGCCGAGCGCGAAGAUCGCACGCCGACGCGCAAGACCCCCAUCAAACGCACCAACUCGCCCGACGGAGUGGGGAGUGGUCCGGAAAAUGGCAACGGAGCCGCCAGCAGUGCAACGCAAAAUGAAAACGAAAACCGGCGGCAAGAUACGGCCCAGCGCUCCGCCACCAACAACGAGAACCAUCUUCCAUUGGGCGUUAAUGGAAGCGGUAAUGGUUUGUCGGGGGGCGUUUCUACCGGUAAUGGAGCACUCGGCAACAACCACCAGCUCCUAGCGUCACCGGUUACACCAAACAAUACGUACAAAUCAAUCCGCAAGGGGCUGAUGGAUAUGAACGCCUGCAUGGGCCUAACGAGCCCAGUAACGACCAAGGCGAAGAACUCGCUGCCGAAGUUGAUCCAGUGGCAGGAACCCACCAGCCAGGAGGAGAACGAAUCCGGCGACGAAUGUUGCGUUCCAUCGAAACAGUCCACGUUCAAUCCGAAGAAGAAGUGGUUGCGCGACGCCUGGCAGGAGGAUCUCGCGAAGCCACUGGAACCGAACCUGAUCUCGCCAAAGCUGUUCGCGUCUACGACCUCCACGAUGGCACUGAAGCAGCAACUGCACCAGGAAAGUGUCGUCACCAUCUCCCCCUCCAAAAGGCAGCUUCUCGGCGUGACCGGACACAAUAAGCCACUGCCACGGAUGGAAGGGAUCGGGCAUAGCACUAGCGCCCCUGCUCCGGUCGUAACGAGCGUUGCACCGCCACCACCCGUUCCGUUCAAUCCGAAUCAAACUCGACCAACGGUGCUAAUGGUAGCGAGCAAGGAUAGUGCUCGGCCGCUUUCCGUCAAGCCAGCAGCGGAACUGUUGGCAAACGAGAUCACCGCCAACGGUACCUGUUUAUCGCCAAAACCGGAGGAAAACAAUCGCAAGCUUCAGGGGGCUUUAGCUUUAAUGCAGCUCGCAGCGAAGGAUGCUUUCCUGCAAGAUGCUUAUGAGGUGCCGAGCGUGCCGGAAGCUUUACUAGCGAAUGGAACCACCCUGCUGUGCGGUGGAUCGCCAGUCGAACCAACAAACAAUGGAAGUACCUUGGCAGUGAACGGUUUCACCACAACGGAAGCAACCGUACAGGAAAAGUGUCCUUAAACGAAAUGAAAAGAAAGCAAACUGCUUUUGCCACGGUACGGUGGUGUGUGUGUUUGCCUGAUUGUUCUUGCCUUGUCCCCGCAUGUUGUGGUCCGCAAAGUAGGGAAAUACUUCCCUAUAGACAAGUUCCAAAGAAAAGAUAAAUCUUCCGGGGACUGACGAAGAUGAUAGUAAAAAGACAAAAUCAGAGAGGCUGGAAGGGUAAAUGUAACUCACGAUGUACAUGUCAGUUAAAAGUUUACCUAGAGAUUUUAUAUUCGUAUACAGAAUGUGUGUUGUUAGCAAGCGGCAAAUGGAAAUUCAAAAAACCGUUAUCUGAAGAUUUAUUAGCAAACAAACAAAAUACUUUUUGACAGAAUGUAAUUGUUAUUCUGCUUUUUUAAACAAUAUACAAUUUCAAAAGUUUUUCAAUGAUCACGUUUUACAAAAAAAAUCAAAAAACCAAAAACGAGAAAUAUUAUCAACAAAUAAUUGAAAGUGUAUAGGAUUGAGCAAGUAAUCACAUUAUUUCGAUAAACAUUUAAUAUUUUCCACUUUAUAAUACCAACCUUAUUCGCUUUAUGAAUCAUUUAUUCCCAGUGAGUUAGUUAGGGAAGUUUGAAAAAAACCCUCAUGUUUCUUUAUUUUUAUUUGUAAACGGCAAUUGUGUAUUACUGUUAAAAAAAAAGCCGCGAUGAAUUCACUUCUAUUUAAAAUACCGUCUCUCUCACACUCACUCACACACACAUCCGUUAUUGAGAUGCGCGCUGCUUGUUUUUUGAGCCCUGGAGAAUUUGAAGAGUUAUUUAUUUUUAUAUUUUUUCUUUAUUUUUUUAACUAGUGAACAUCUAUCUCAUACGGUUUGUUUGGUAGGCACGAUUUGAUUUGUUAAUUCUGAAGUGUACAGAAAUGAAUUUAUGCUAAGCGAUUAACAAAUAGCUGCCGAACCGAAUUGUCUUUUUUUAUUAUUAUUUUUGCGCGAAAGAUUUGAAAAUACUGAAAUGAACCGAACCGAUUCGCGUUGUACUUGAAGAAACUAGUGUGUAAAUAUUGAAACAAGAAGCAAAAUGUACAAUAAACACAUGUACCGAGAUGAAAUAACCAACUAA
This is a messenger RNA of Anopheles coluzzii, 3440 nucleotides long. RefSeq lists its product as uncharacterized. Gene Ontology annotation, cellular component: nucleus. Gene Ontology annotation, molecular function: DNA-binding transcription factor activity, RNA polymerase II-specific; RNA polymerase II cis-regulatory region sequence-specific DNA binding. The coding region runs from base 439 to 2352 and encodes 637 amino acids. The transcript has 2 exons. Gene Ontology annotation, biological process: central nervous system development; regulation of transcription by RNA polymerase II. NCBI's taxonomy places the organism in Eukaryota, Metazoa, Arthropoda, Insecta, Diptera, Culicidae. The record is from RefSeq and is a predicted model, not a curated record.